CAUACCGCAGAAAUCUGAACGGGGGGCCACCUUCAUCUGAAUCUCUGGAGAGAAUUCUUAGCUAAUCUCGACGUCAACAAGACGCAACGCUCGGCGACGAAAAGGUCAAGCUGUCUGGUCCUCGAAUCAGAAAGGAAGAAGUUGUCGCGGGUGUAAAAAUCCGAAGGGCCCCCCAAGAACUAGAGAAUUCCGCCCUCGCGUAUAGUGAAGUGCACUAGGCUCCGGCUCCCUCUCAAUCACACACUUGUGCUGCGCAACACAACAACACUCUUGUCUAUUUCAAGCCUCCCUCUGCUCGAAGUCAUCACAUCUCCCCCUCUCUCCCCCUCCUGAACGUUCUAGAAUCUCUCUCUCUUUCUCUCGAGGGUUAAACCAUGGCGAAGACCAGGAGCUUCCAACUAUCCGCGGCUCCGGCGACGGUGCUGGCGCAUCUGCUGGUGAUAGCGGUGGCGACCCUCGUCCUCGUCUGGCUCCUCAAGUUCCAGGACGGCGUGGCUCUGUCGUCCCACAACAAGCAGAAGAUUUUCAACCUGCAUCCGCUCCUGAUGGUAAUCGGAUUCAUUCUCGUCGGAGGAGAAGCUAUUAUGGUGUACAAGACGAUUCCGGCGAAGCGGGAAGUUCAGAAAACGAUUCACAUGAUCCUCCACUUGAUUGCUCUCCUGCUUGGGAGUCUGGGGGUCUAUGCGGUCUUCAAGUUCCAUAAUGAGCUCCAUAUUCCCAACUUGUACACCUUGCACUCCUGGCUUGGCAUCACCACCAUCUCCUUGUUCGGUCUGCAGUGGCUGGCUGCUUUCUUCUCGUUUGUAUUCCCGAAAGCGAACAACUACGCAAGAGACUCCUACUACCCGUGGCACAUCUUCGUGGGGUCGGUCGUCUUCUUCCUCGCGAUUUGCACGGCCGAGGCCGGUCUGGCCGAGAGAUUCAUCUUCCUGAAGCUCCAGCAUGGUCGACAGGCGCUCAUCAUGAACUUCACCGGCCUCCUGAUCUUUCUGUUCGCCGUCUCUGUCGGCCUCUCCGUCAUCCUUCCCCGCGGUUAAUAGCGACGGCCUUAGCCGGAUCAUGCCUUGAUGUCCAUUUUCAAUGUAAUGCCAAUAGUAAUAGUGUCUAAGUUCAGAAUGCUCUAGGGCAAUUAUAUUUCUUUUGAAUCUUUUCAGGAUUAUUAUAGUGUGGAAAAGGGAUUAAUGUAUUUUGUCCAUAGCACUGGCCCAUACGAUUAGGUGUGUUUUACUGUACUCAUACCCUUAUGAUUUUCGAGUGAUGUUACUAU
Molecule: messenger RNA, 1267 nt
Organism: Syzygium oleosum
Lineage: Eukaryota; Viridiplantae; Streptophyta; Magnoliopsida; Myrtales; Myrtaceae
Product: probable ascorbate-specific transmembrane electron transporter 1
Exons: 4
Coding region: 375-1037 (220 amino acids)
Molecular function (GO): oxidoreductase activity
Source: RefSeq, a predicted model, not a curated record